AUGAUCGGAGUAGAGACAAGAGCCCUUGGCGGCGCUACUGGGCCUGAGGGGAUGCCCACCAUGCACAUGGCAACGCUGCGGAUACAGCGAUCUCAGGAGAUUCUCGAUCAACUUGACAGCUGGGAAUUUUUGCUGGAAGACGCGAUAGAGCAGAUGUACCUUGACGAUGCUCGACUGGAAGUGGCGCAGGAGCAGCGGGAGGAGGAAGGAAGGCAAACCGAGCAUCGAGAAAGGAAGGAGAGGGAGUCGGAAACCUCGAGACUGCUUGCAGAGAUCGAGAUCGAGCAAAUUAUGCUGUCGGACAUGGAGCUGCCAGACAAGCUUUUCCGUUGCGACGAGAUCCUGUUUGCUCUGCCGGAAGAGAACAGCGUGCGGCACAGGAACUUCAUGAGGCAGAUCAGAGACAAGGUCACGGCGUUUGCCAAGGGCAGGUACACUGCCAUGCCGACCGGAAGAGGAGCACCAGGAGCGCAAGAGACUUCCACGGAGCUGGCAGAGGAGGAGGACUCCAAGCUCGACAGCAAGGAGGACGAGGUGACCAUCUUUCGAAGCGCAACGCAGACCAUGAGAGAGAGUCUGCGGGAGCACCACGCUUCCACCUACCUGACUGAUCCCUCAACCACUACCAAGUGCGCGGACUGCAUCAUCGUCGGCCUCGACUUGGAGCCCUGCCUUGGCAUGCGGGUGAAACCGCUCAAGGCGGACCAGAACAACCCCAGCAGCCGAGCUGGGAUGAUCGUUAGCGUCUCCUCGGACAAGGACGCCGUCUUCGUGCUCUGGGAGCAUCGGCCUGAACCCUGCGGCUGGUACAAGUGCGGGCACUUGCGAGAGUACUCCCUGCGAUCCCUCUUGGAGACCGAAGCCACUCACUUCCAGCUCAUCAACCCGACCAAGACGGGAGGAAACAGCAAAGAAGAGAUCGAGGAAAGGUGGAGCUUUUACUCGGCAGACAACCAGGUCACCACCAACUUGCUCGACCAUCUCACCAGUUGGAUCUGA
Molecule: messenger RNA, 999 nt
Organism: Guillardia theta CCMP2712
Lineage: Eukaryota; Cryptophyceae; Pyrenomonadales; Geminigeraceae
Exons: 3
Coding region: 1-999 (332 amino acids)
Source: RefSeq, a predicted model, not a curated record